AUGUAUUACAAAUAUUCACGAAAACUGGUCAACGCUACUGAAUUCCAGUCAAAACUGGAUACUUCGUAUGACUAUAUUAUUGUGGGAGCUGGUUCCUCGAGCUCGGGAACCUCUCGUCUGACAGAGGAUCCUGGAAAUGAUGUGGUACUUCUGGAAGCUGGUGGGUCUGACGAGACCAAUCCUAACAUCUACAUACCAGGGGCAAUGGCUAGCCUGACGAACACUGAGGAUGACUGGAGUUAUUACACAGUACCACAGAAGCAUGCAUGUCUGGCCAUGAAAGAACAGAGGAGUUUUUGGCCCCGAGGAAGAGUCUUGGUUGGAACUAGUUCUUUGAACUGGAUGGCGUAUGUGAGAGGUAACCGCCAUGACUAUGACAGUUGGGCCGAGGAAGGCUGUGAUGGUUGGAGCUACAACGACGUCCUUCCUUAUUUUAUCAAGUCAGAGGACAUACUGAUUGACGAGUUCAAAAAAUCAGAAUACCACGGAAAUGGAGGUCCUCUACCAGUCACUAGGCCACAUAUCACUCCGAUGCAUGAAGUUUACCUUGACGCUGGCAAAGAUCUAGGUUAUAACACCAUUGAUUGUAACGGCGAGGACCAAAUCGGCUUUUGCUGGAUACAGUCUACAAUAAAACAGGGAGAGAGAUGGAGUUCUUAUAGAUCAUUUGUUAAACCCUACUUAGACCGGCCAAAUCUCCAUUUCAUCCCCAACACCUUCACCACAAAGGUAAUAAUAAAAGACAAGAGAGCUAUAGGUAUAGAAUGUAUCAGGAAUGGAAGAAAGGUGAAGAUGUAUGCCAGGAAGGAAGUUAUAGUGUCUGCUGGUGCCAUCAACUCCCCACAGUUACUGAUGCUGUCCGGUAUAGGUCCGAAGAAACACCUUCAGGUGUUAGGGAUUCCUGUACUGGCUGACCUUCCAGUGGGAGAAAACCUACAGGACCACAUAAUGAUACCUAUGGUGUACAAUUUGAAUGCAACAGGGCCCCUAACUUUCGAUGAUUUGACUUCCAUGCGAACAGCAAAGCAGUACGAGUUCUUUCGCACAUACAAGCUUUUUACAGGGAACGAUGAUGAUAAAACGACAAUUUUAUUUCCGACACUUCUUCACCCUAAAAGUACCGGAACGAUCCGACUGAAAAGCACGGAUCCGUUCGAGUAUCCCGAUAUUGACCCACGUUACCUAGAACACCCGGAUGAUGUAAAGACGGCCAUUGCAGGAAUAAGAUUUGCUGAUAAAUUAGUUGGUACAGACACAAUGAAAUCCAUUGGCAUGGAUGUAAAUCCGUAUCUCCUUACUAUCAACUGUUCUGAGCACGAAUUUCGGUCGGACAAGUUCUGGGAGUGUUAUGUGAGACAUUUUACACUGACGGUGUACCAUCCAACAACGACGUGUAGAAUGGGCAGUAAAAACGACCCGUCGGCAGUGGUCGAUCCUAAGCUAAGGGUUAGAGGAGUAUCGAGUCUACGCGUUGUCGACGCUUCGUUGAUGAGAAAUGUACCUGCAGGCAACACAAACGCUCCAGCGAUCAUGAUUGGAGAGAAAGCUGCAGAUAUGAUACGCAAUAGCUGA
This is a messenger RNA of Pecten maximus, 1572 nucleotides long. Its product is annotated as glucose dehydrogenase [FAD, quinone]-like. Lineage: Eukaryota; Metazoa; Mollusca; Bivalvia; Pectinida; Pectinidae. Gene Ontology annotation, molecular function: oxidoreductase activity, acting on CH-OH group of donors; flavin adenine dinucleotide binding. The record is from RefSeq and is a predicted model, not a curated record.